This is a messenger RNA of Papaver somniferum (opium poppy), 1123 nucleotides long. RefSeq lists its product as uncharacterized. The transcript has 3 exons. Gene Ontology annotation, molecular function: zinc ion binding. The coding region runs from base 28 to 960 and encodes 310 amino acids. Lineage: Eukaryota; Viridiplantae; Streptophyta; Magnoliopsida; Ranunculales; Papaveraceae. The record is from RefSeq and is a predicted model, not a curated record.
AACAAUUUCUCAGAAUCAUUUAAUUCUAUGAGUUCUAAUAUGAGAGAUAAACCAAUAAUCCAACUAGGCAUGAUGUAUGGUCAGUUAGUAAUGGGUUUGUUAUUUAAGAGAAGGGAAGAAUCUGCUAAGUGGAAUCAAAAUGAUUUGGUCCCUGCUGCUGUUAAGUUGAUAAAUAAGAUGCUUGACUUGGUUGGGAAGUUUGAUACAGAAGGAAGUGUGGUUGGACAGGUUUAUUUGGUAACUAAUGUGUCUACCAAGAAAAUUUUCACAGUGAACAUUGUAGACAAACAAUGCACUUGUUUGCAAUGGCAGCUAAGGGGAUUCCCUUGUCAACAUGUUGUAUGUGCAUUGAAACUGCUCAGGCCAAACUGGAAAGAUUAUUGUGCUCCUUACUACUCUGUGGAAUAUUAUAGGACCAUAUAUGCAGAUGUUGUAAAUCCACUAGAAGACAUAAGUGAAUGGAACUGGGAAGAUAAGGCAUCCAUGGACAUCAACUUAAAGCCUCCUCCUUAUCAAAGAAAAACUGGAAGACCAGCAAAGAAGAGGAAGAGGAGCUAUGAUGAACCUGAAACUGUGGUGAAGAAAAGGAAAUGUGGAAAGUGUGGAUCUACUGCUGGUCAUAAUAAGAGAACCUGUGCUGGUGGUGAUGUUGGUAAAAACCCAACUGGAUUCAUGCCAAGCACCGAGUAUGAUGCUGCAAACUGCACCUUCACUAGUAGAGAUCAUCCUGAAAGUAGCAGUGCAAGGGGUAAAGCAAAGGUGAACAAAUCCAGAGGUACAUCUUCAUUUGUUGGUGAGUCAACAGGACCUAAAAACUUUGGAAGAGCACCAGCAGAACCUAGCACCCAUGGAUCUACACAAGAUGUUCUGAAUUUCAGUCAGAACUUUACUGGUAUUGGAUCUGUUAGUCAACAUAUUCCUGUCACAAAGGGAAAGCAAAGCAAGGCUAAGAAGAAGUAGAAGUGUGUGUGUGCUUCUUGUUGUGUUAGAUCUUUUUUUUUUGCUUUAGACACUGAUAUCAUAGUGUUAGAUCUGUUUUUUUAUGUACCAGAAUUCAGUUUUAUUUUGAUGGAUAAUCUUACUUUAUGAAUGGAAAUGAUAUUAGUUAAGAACUAAUUACAUG